Molecule: messenger RNA, 1167 nt
Organism: Hyalella azteca
Lineage: Eukaryota; Metazoa; Arthropoda; Malacostraca; Amphipoda; Hyalellidae
Product: uridine diphosphate glucose pyrophosphatase NUDT22
Exons: 5
Coding region: 55-1167 (370 amino acids)
Molecular function (GO): GDP-mannose hydrolase activity
Source: RefSeq, a predicted model, not a curated record
AAAUAUUUUUUACAGUAGCAGAAAUUUAUAUCAAUGGAUAUUCUGUAAAAAACAAUGACUUUGAAUACGGUGCAAAUAAGCAUUAGGCGUGCAGAAGUAAAUUUGGUUAGGUACCACAAGCCAUUGCAAAUAACAGACGUAUUUAUUAAUUACAAUGAAAAAUUAUUCGGGUGCAAGCAAAAUCCAACCCACAAAAAAAUUUCCGAUAUUCUUUGGAAAGAAAAAUGCAACAACAACCCGCGUCUGUUCGAUAAAGAGAAGUUUCGAUUUGCGGGGAGUAAGGGAGUUGACAGUAAAAUUGAGAUAGAUCUUGGACUAACAUCUUAUAAAGAACUUUGCGUAACCAAUUUUCAACCAAAUGUAACAAAGCUUAUGCAAGAAGGAAUCCAAGAUUUUAAUGACAAUCAUGCUUACCUUUCACAAGCGCUUGGGGUGGGAAUUUUGCUGCUGAGCAGCGACGAUCAGCUGCUCCUGCUGCGGCGGUCCAUGUGGACCGGAGAAGCUGCUGGCAAAUGGGACCGUCCCGGGGGCCAUCCAGAGCCCUGCAAUGUCCCAGAGCUCGCUUCGUCUCUUGAACAUUCAAGCCCAAGCCAAACAGAUGCUGGCGUUAACAUGGAGGAACUCAGCCCUGAAAAAUUACGUGUGAAUGAUUCAAUAUUGAAAGAGGUGUGGGGCUCAAUCAUCGGUGAGGCAGUGGAUGAGGCCGGUAUUCCUGCCACCGAACUCACGCCUCCCCAAGUAUCGCUUCUCGGGCUGUGCUUACAGGCAGACCUCGGCGACAGACCAAGUCUUGAGUUUUACGUCAGGUCUAGUAAUGUUUUGGCAGACCUCGGCGACAGACCAAGUCUCGAGUUUUACGUCAGGCUGGGGCUGACAUCAGCAGCACUACAGGAGGCCUACAGUCGUGGUCAGCAGGCUGAGGCUGACGAGUCCACGUCUCUGCUGAUGCUGCCUCUGAGUGACGUGCGCCACGUCAUCGCCAUCGUCAGGCGCCGCUAUCGCGUGUCAGCGUCAGGACUGGCCGGCGACUGCGCAGCGGCAGCGGCGGCGGCAGCGGACGUCAUGAAGGAUGCCGAGGAUCUCAGGCUGCAGGAACUAGUCAAGGAUUUCUCACCGGCUCUCACUGGCGCCCUACUGAUGGCCGAGGAUGUUUUGCUGCAGGAAUAA